This is a messenger RNA of Sipha flava (yellow sugarcane aphid), 462 nucleotides long. Its product is annotated as piggyBac transposable element-derived protein 4-like. The coding region runs from base 1 to 462 and encodes 153 amino acids. Lineage: Eukaryota; Metazoa; Arthropoda; Insecta; Hemiptera; Aphididae. The record is from RefSeq and is a predicted model, not a curated record. The transcript has a single exon.
AUGUUGCACAAAAAACCAGUUACAGUUAUUGAAUAUAACAAAGGAAAAGCUUCAAUAGAUCUUGCAGAUCAGAAAGCAUCAUACGGAAAUCCUCUGCGUAGGUCAUUAAAAUGGUAUCGAAAAGUUUUAGUAGACAUACUUUUAAAUGUCAGUGUAGUCAAUGCUUCAUACAUCUUCAAUAUUGUCACUGAAAGUAAAAUGUCAAUAACACAUUUUCGUUAUUGUUUAGUAGAAAGUUUAAUAAAAAAAAAUGAAAUUGUACACAGUCCACUGGCUGAAAAACAUGAAUUAGUCCCAGUCAAUCGAGGUAGAUGUUAUAAAUGUUACAUCAAGACAUCAGCUGAUAAAGGUAGAAAAUUUGCUCAAUCACAUUCUUUAAAAGUUAAAACAAAGUGCAUUCCCUGUAACAAGUACUUAUGUCUGAGUUGUUUUAACGAUACACACCGUUGUGCUUUAAAAUAA